ACUGUUCAGUACAAUACUUGUGAAGAUGCUUUGGACCCUGAAUCGGUAAACAUUAUCAUUUCUUGAUACGAGACAUUAUAUAAGCAAGGAUGUUUUUCAGUCUGCGCGAGUUAACCCUGUGGCUUGGAGUAACUAUAUUAGAGGUGUUUGUCUGGCUCACAGCACUACUAGUGACACUAGUACUGGUGGUCCUUAGAGUUGAAGGAGUUAUGCCCACAGUGAGCUGGUGGGUCGUAUUAUCACCUAUGUUCAUUGCCGACGCACUCAACACCUACUUCUGUGUCAUAGUUCUUAUUCGAAUGUACUUGGAUGGCGUUUUAAAGCCUGCAGCUUUAAGAGCUCUAUGGAGUUUUUCUGUGCUAACACUUGGGUUUACUUUUAAAUUUCUUUUGUGUAGAAAAUUAAUGGAACCCUCUCAGCUUGAAUAUUCAGCAGUAAUGUCUCCUGUGUUUGUCCUCCUGCAAUUGAUAUUAAUAAGAGCUUGUCAUCUUAACUGAAUAUUUAGAAAAGGACAAUAGGUUUCAGAAGGAUGCAUUGGCAAUUUUAAUUAUUGCCGUUUUAAGAGAUCAACGUUCUGAACAGUUUAUUAGUAAUGUUGGAAAUAUAAUUUUUACUUUAGUCUUGUAGAUUUUCUUAACAUAAUAUUUUGGCUUAUCAAGUGAUUAGUUGUUUAAUAUUGUACAAGGAAAAAUAAGAAUCUGAAUAUACUGUAAUACAAUUCCAAAGGUUUAUUCAUCUAUUUAAAUCUGUCAAAUUAACAAGAUUUUCAUUAUUACAGAACACUAUACAAACACAUCUAUACAACUUUGUACGCUGAAGAAAUUACACAAUGUAAAGUAGUUUACUACAGUAUCAGUAGAGCAUGACUGAUCACCCAAAACAUCUACAAUCCUAUCAGAUUGCACCUUUUACAACCUUAGGAUAACUUUGCAGGGUUUUUUUUUUUUUUUUUAUAUCAAUCUUAGUAGAGGCCAGAACAGUGAGGGCCAGUUGCUGGGUAUAAUCUAUAAAACCCAGCAACUUAUUGCCACGUAUAAGGUAAUGGCAUUAAAUAUUCAAAACUACAUUAAUUUUAACAUUUACCAAGCAAGUCGCCUAACAUUAUCAAUCUCAGUACUGUACUGUAAAACUACAUAAUAAAGAUAAACAAAUGUUUAA
Molecule: messenger RNA, 1158 nt
Organism: Procambarus clarkii (red swamp crayfish)
Lineage: Eukaryota; Metazoa; Arthropoda; Malacostraca; Decapoda; Cambaridae
Source: RefSeq, a predicted model, not a curated record